Molecule: messenger RNA, 1087 nt
Organism: Rotaria sordida
Lineage: Eukaryota; Metazoa; Rotifera; Eurotatoria; Philodinida; Philodinidae
Source: the annotation of a GenBank genome assembly
AUGGAAGUUCAAUCGCUGUUUAAUCCGGCACCUGAUCUCCAUAUCAUUCAUUUAAAACAAAUAAUACCAAUCGAGACUCUUCUCGAACCCCCAUUUAAAGGUGCUCAUCUCUAUCCGCCUGAGAAGAAAAAACUACCUUGGUACAAGAAGAAACGAACAAUAUAUGAAUUGAUUUUGGUUACUAUGGUCUGUAUCGCUGGUAUUAUUAUUGGUGGAGUAUUUGGUUCGAGACGUACCCCUCCACCUCCCAGUAUGUUGCAUCAGUUUUCAUAGAAAAAAUGUUUGCGUUUCGUUGUCAAGUUGAAUGAGCAGAGAAUAGAGAAUUUGACGCAUGAUACCAAACUCGAAACUAAUUGAUAUAUCAUCUCAACUUAAAUCUAUUUCGAAACUUUCACACUAAAUUUAAAUGCGUCGUGUUUAUGUGUCGUGAAUUAUUGUGUUGGGCACUCCAGCACAAAAAUGUGUCGUAUACGAAUUUGUCGUGUUCUUUCUGCUGACUAUUCGUUCAUCGUUUUGUGAUGCACACAUUGCGACAUAUAAACAACGCGGUUGAACGUACGAAAGAUAAAUUUUCAAAAUAUUCGUUUUUUCUAGAUUAUUUCUCGGUAAUUUUUUUGUCGAGAAAUUGCUAAUCUCAAUCCAUGAUCGAGAGAGGACUACCCUGAAGCGGUGUGGUACAAAUCGGAUCAACUCAGGAUCUGACCUGCUUGAGUUUUCAUAAUAGAAAUAAUUAAAUGGAAUUAAAUUGAAAAAAAAAUUGAAAUAUGCUUUUUCAAAAGAACCAAUAGGAAAUGUGUCGUACAAAAUGUGUCAUGGUCUUGCUGGAGAAAAUGUGUUGCAGUGAGCUCUUCAUGUCACACUUUAAUGUAUCGCAAAUCACGACACAUGCGACACAUUUUUACUUAGUGUGUUCCAUAAGUCGUGAUUCAUUCAGAGAAAUGUCAUCCUCUUUGAGCAGAUAUUACUUAGAAAUUAAUGAAUUCUUCUGAUGUUCUUUGAAAAUAAUCAUAAAUAAUGGGUCAUCUAUGAUGCCAACACACUUGCUAGUUUUAUUGGAUUUUAUUAAAUAUAUUUGAUUAUUUCUGAA